This is a messenger RNA of Mauremys mutica (yellowpond turtle), 1445 nucleotides long. It is a transcript of the gene CHRDL2, whose product is annotated as chordin like 2. The transcript has 11 exons. Gene Ontology annotation, molecular function: protein binding. The record is from RefSeq and is a predicted model, not a curated record. NCBI's taxonomy places the organism in Eukaryota, Metazoa, Chordata, Testudines, Geoemydidae. Bases 175 to 1389 code for a protein of 404 amino acids.
UUGAUGCCAGACUGACUUUUAGUUCCUGCCUCUGUCACAUGUCAUCAGGUUAUACCCCUGUCACAUGGCCAGGGUCAGUAUCCCUUGACAUCAGGGGCUAUUGUUGCAGUGGAGAGCCAGAAUAUUGUCUCAGACUUUGUAUAUGAUCAGUUCUCUUCUCUCUAAGGUCCAGAUAUGUUCUGUGAUUUUAAUGGCAAGAAGUACGGUCCAGGAGAGAGCUGGCAUCCCUACUUGGAACCUCAGGGGCUGACGUACUGCAUCCGAUGCACCUGUUUGGAGAAUGUGAAUGUGAGCUGUUACCAAAUCCAGUGCCCAGCCCUGCAUUGCGUAAAGCCUGUCACUGACCCGCAGCAGUGCUGCCCUCGCUGUGCAGAGCCGCACACGCCGUCUGGGCUCCGGGCGCCUGUGAAGUCUUGCCAGUACAACGGGACAACCUACCAACCAGGGGAGAUGUUUACCACGAGCGAACUCUUCCCUUCUCGGCAGCCAAAUCAGUGUGCACAGUGCAGCUGCUCCGAAGGCCAGAUUUACUGCGGCUUGGUGACCUGCCCUGAUCUGUUGUGCUCCUCUCCUCUAACUGUGCCAGACUCCUGCUGCCAAGUUUGCCAAGACGGUUCCUAUGAGAAGUCAAUGGAAGAGGAGCCCCUGCAGUUAAACAGAGGUGUUAGACACUCUCAAGACCAGUGCUUGGGGGAUCUGGUGAGCAAGAGGUUGCUUGGCGGGACUGCUUCCACUGUGAUCAGUUCCUCGCUGGAGUUCAUUCCCAGGGGCUUCAAGCCAAAAGGAGGCGGAGGUGGCACUACCGUCAAAUUCAUCUUGAAAGAAAAGCACAAGAAAGCUUGCGUUUACAAUGGGAAGACCUACUCCCAUGGAGAAGUGUGGCAUCCCGUCUUCCGACUGUAUGGAGUCCUACCAUGCAUCCUGUGUACCUGCACGGAUGGGAUCCAGGACUGCCAGAAGGUUACGUGUCCCAAGGAAUAUCCUUGUGAAUAUCCUGAGAAAGUAGAAGGGAAAUGUUGUAAAAUAUGUCCAGAUGCCAAAGUCAAGCCCACCGAUGAAAUAAAUACCCCCCGAUGUGCCAAGAAUCUGAACAGGGUAUUGGUCUACAUGUUUGUGCCACCCGGCUCUGAGAGCCCAAAGGAAGACCUGAGGAAAAUUGCAAUCGAGAAAGACUCUUCUGAAGAGGUGGAAAUUUACAGCUGGAAACCGGUAAAAGGAAUAUUUCAUUUGAUACAGAUCAAGAAGAUCAGGAAACAGGAGUUCAACUCAGAAGCACAGAACUUUAGGCUGAUCACCAGAACAAAUGAAGGUCACUGGAACAACUUCAGAGCCCAAACCUCAGGGCUUAAAAUGACAGAGAGUCCAGAAAAAGAAACAAAGAACUUGUAAAAAACACCCAAAACAAAUAUAUAGAGAUAUGAAAAAGUUGCAUUAUUAAAUAAACU